Molecule: messenger RNA, 6844 nt
Organism: Anolis sagrei ordinatus
Lineage: Eukaryota; Metazoa; Chordata; Lepidosauria; Squamata; Anolidae
Gene: ANKRD23
Product: ankyrin repeat domain 23
Biological process (GO): protein K6-linked ubiquitination
Cellular component (GO): BRCA1-A complex; BRCA1-BARD1 complex
Molecular function (GO): protein binding; ubiquitin-protein transferase activity
Source: RefSeq, a predicted model, not a curated record
UCUCACAGUCAGGAAGUUCUUCCUCAUGUUCAGAUGGAAUCUCCUUUCACAGUAGCUUCUCACAACAAAAUCACAAGUUCCCACUACAAAGGUAAAGGUUUCCCCUGAGAUUGAGUCUAGUUGUGUCCAACUCUGGUAGGUGGUGCUCAUCUCCAUUUCUAAGCCGAAGAGCGGUAUUGCCUGUAGACACCUCCAAGCUCAUGUGGCCACAAUGACUGCAUGGAGCGCCAUCAUCCUCCCGUAGAAGCGGUACCUAUUGAUUUCACACUUGCAUGUUUGCAAACUGCUAGGUUGGCAGAAGCUGGGGCUAACAGUGGGAGCUCAUCCCGCUCUCCGAUUCAAAUUGCCGACCUUCUGUUCAGCAAGUUUGGCAGCCCAGCGGUUUAACCCGUUGUGCCACCAAGUUGCCAUUAGUCCAAAAAAAGGACAAAUCUGAAUGUCUCUAGUUGGGUUACAGAACCCGAGAGUGCAAUUUUCACCUUUCUUUGCUGAUUUUCAUAAUAAAUGGAGGAAAAGGCAAUCCUUAUUUGGAAAAAGCAGUCCCCAUCUCAACCUCUUUUCCCAACCAAAUAACAGUGUGACUCGUCCAUGCUUCUCUGGGUCUGGGAAUGCUAUCUAUCCCUCCCUGUCCCUCCCCUCCUUGCUCUGCAAACCUUUAAAGUUAUGAAGUUAUUUUAGCCGGGGUGACAUAACACCCAAAUCAUCGCAUUUGCUUGGAUGGGGUGGGAAUGUUGGACAUCUUCCUGCCCCCACCCUUCUGGGGCCAGAAUAAAACCGGACGCACACCCAGCUGCCAGAGAGUGAGCAUUGGCAGCUCUGGGGAACAGGGGGGACCAUGGAGUUUUUCAGCAUUCAGCAGUUGGUCAGCGAUGAGAGGCCCGAGGGGAAGGUGCGAGGAGCUUUUGCGGGGCUGGUCCGAGGCCCCGUGGCUAGAGAAGCCGAGAGCUGGUCUCCAGGCCCAUCUGGCGUUUGGGAAGCUGUCAGCAAGGAGAGGCAGAGGGCAGAAGAUGAGAAGAAGAAGAAGCUGGAGAUGCUUAGCAAUUCCAGGCUGAAGCUGGACAGCCUGGAGGACUUGCAGGCUAUUAUUAAACUUCGCAAGGAGAGGAAGAAGGUGAAGAAAGUGGUCCGCCCCAAGAAGAAAGAGCCGGAAGAGAUUGUAGGGCCUGUAGGCCCAGCGCAGUUCCUCCAAGCAGCGCUGGACAACAGGCUUCCGGUGAUCGAGAGGUUCCUGGCCGACGGAGGGGACCCCAAUGCUCACGACAAGUUCAGAUGCACGGCCCUGCACCGGGCCUCCUUGCGUGGCCACAUGGAGGUCGUGGACAGGCUGCUGGAGGCUGGAGCCAAGCUGGAGCCCAGGGACAUGCUGGAAGCCACCCCUAUCCUGUGGGCCUGUCGUGGGGGCCAUUUGGAGAUCCUCAAGCGCCUGAUCAGCCAGGGAGCCAAAAUCUCCACACGUGACAAGUUGUGGAGCACCCCUUUGCACGUGGCUGUCCGGACAGGGCACUGUGAUUGUGCAGAGCACCUCAUUGCUUGCGGGGCCAACAUCAAUGCGCAAGAUAAGGAGGGAGACACGCCGAUCCACGAUGCUGUCCGCCUGGGCCGCUUCAAGGCUGUGAAGACGCUACUGAUGUACGGCGCAAAGCUUGGCAUUGAGAAUGAGGAGGGUGUGACACCGGUGGACCUGGUGAAGGACUGGCAGAAGGGCAUCCGGGAGACGCUGCAGGCCUGCGCCGACCGCCAGGGGCCAACCGCCAGGAACUGAGGAGCAGAGGCCAGGGUCGUCCAUUCACCACUUGCGGCCAAGGUCCCCCCACAGUCUCUUGCACUGGGCUGUGGGCCCCACUCCUCUUUGGUGCCAUGGGGGAUUUAGCGCACUCCUUUGGACCGAGGAGGAGGAGGAAGACCACCUUUGGCUUCCCUGCAGUCUGGGACAGGCCUGGCAGCUAUGCUGGGCAGCCCAGGCCUUCCCAAGCACUGCAUUGAGGAUGCAACCUUUGUGUCCCUCAUCUAGUGUCCCUUUUCAGAGGGAAAAUGAAGGCACCACAGAGAGGAAGGAUAUUGUAUCUUUGCUUUGUCUCGAGGCAGAAAGCAGAAUUGGGAAAAGGGAAAGGAAGCCAUGCUGUAUUUCCCCCUAAGACUGGGUCUUAUACAACCGGCAUGGGCAAACUUGGGUCCUCCCUUCAGGUGUUUUAAACUUCAACUCCCACAAUUUCGGACAGCUUCAGGCCCUUUCCUUUCCUCUCUCGGCUGAAGGGGAAAAGGAAGGGGCCUGAGGCUGUUAGGAAUUAUGGGAGUUGAAGUCCAAAACACCUGGAGGGCCAAAGUUUGCCCAUGCCUGUGAUAAGACUUUUACCCUACCUGUAUCUUGGAUCUUGGGCAGCAUUAAGGACACAGCGAGGAAUCGCUUUGAAGUCCUUUGGAGAUACAGUAGUCUUGUUGAUCCGACAUAAAUGGUCUGGCAGAACGUCGGAUAAACGAAACUGUCAGAUAAUACGGAGUCUACUACUGUUACCCGUCUGACGCUGGUAAUACUAACAAUAGGGUUACGGCAAGGCAGUGCCUCAGGGCUAGAGCAGCCCAGCAAGAAGUGUGUAGAUAAGGAGUGUGGAAAUCACAGAGGGAAGGAGAGAGGACGCGUCUGCUUCCAGUCCUGCCUCUUUUCCCCCUUUCCUCCCUCCUCAUCUUGCCUUUUUCACUUACUGGGAAUGGAGAAAGGACUGGGGAGAGCUCUUUUAUUUGAAGGGGAAAUGCUGGAGGAAAAGGGGGGGGGGGGUCAGAUAAGACCAAAUAUCAGAUAAGCAAAGGUCAGAUAAGUGAGACUCUACUGUAUUUAUAAUGCACUCUAAGUGGGGCUGACUUUGAAAAGUGCUCAGAAACUUCAGUUGGUUUAAAGAGCAACAGCCAGUCUGCAAACUGGGGCUGGCUACAGGGAGUGCACAACUUUUCUGUUGCAACAGCUUCACUGGCUGCCAACACGUUUCUAGGCACAAUUCAAAGUGCUGGUUUUGACCUACAGAGCCCUAUAUGGCUCCGGUCCAGGUUAUCUGAAGGACUGUGUCUCUUUCUAUGAACCAGGGAGACAUCCACGAUCUACUGGGGAGGGUCUUCUCUCAGUCCCACCAACAUUUAAAUGUUCUGGGUGGAAACUCAGAAAGGACUGAAUGUCGGAUAAGCAAGACUCUAUGGUAGACCCAGCUUGGAGGCGUUUGCCUCGGCUUUCCCCAGAUGCCCCACUUCUCCCUUGCAAGCCCCAGUCCUCCCUUUCGAGGAUGAUAGUCUUCCUUGGUUUAUUAGUUGAGGGCUGGGAGAUGCUUCAGAAGGAAGGGAAACACAUAGAUUGUCCUCUCUCUAGGCCUUUCCUUUCAGCUCCGUUUGUUUUGCAAGCAAAGAAACACGCUCCUCUCUCUGCCACCUUCGUUUCCCCUGCAAUUUCUGGACAGGAUGAAUUGACCUGGAGAAGGCAGCUGCCUGCCAGUACAGUCCCUCCUCCUCUUUGCCUUCGGUGCCAUUAACCGCUUCCUCCUCCUUCCUGCCAUUAAUUCCCUGGACCUCUCAUUCCUCAUCUGCUGGUCUUGGUGCUGCCGGUCAGGCCAAGGCCCCCAACAACAGGGCUCCAAAGAGGGUCCCUUGGAUGCAGCACCGGUCCUGGUGUCAAGCUGGCUGCCUGAAAAGUUAUUUGCCACUGGCUGGCCAGUUGACCUUUGCUACCUAACUUUUCUUACAUUUCUGGGAAGUGCAGAGCAGCUCCCCAACUGAGAACGACCUUUCCUCGUGGAACUGGGUUUCAAUGAGGAACAAACCAAGACUUACCUAUUUAUGGAUGCAAAACGUGACGCAAAGAGCCCCGGAGCCCGGCUGGGCUUGGCCCCGUGCACCCUACUUGGCCUUUCCUGGGUCACACGGGAUCAAACUGGACUCUGGAGAACGGUCUUUGACCAAGUCUGAGCCCCUCCCAAGUUGCAGAGAAUUAUUGCAGCAUGGGCUGGAGGAAAUGACUGGAACGGAUCUUUACAGAAGGAUAGACGCAAAGACUUACCUCUUAUGCAAGACGAAUCUAAAUGUAACUACAAAAAAGAUGUAUCACGCUCUACUGAUUGCUGACACCAUACUGAAUAUCUAGUUCUCUUGUUUGCUAUUCCAGAUUGGCAAUUUACAGACAAAAAUGGGGUCUGGAAGUGAGACAGCAUCACUUUUGUUGAAUACCCCCAAACAUGUUGUAACCCAUGGAGGGUGGGGUUUGCUGCCUUGCCCCCUGCAUCUGCCCCUCCCUGACCUCAAGCAGAAUUGUAUUGGGAUUUGCCUACAUUGUGUGCACAAAGUGUAAUGCGAGGACCCCCAAGGGCCAUCCAGUCCAACCCCCCUCUGCCAGGCAGGAAGACAAAAUAAACAAGCUCCCAAUAUAGAUGGCCAUCCAACCUCUUUAAAAAAAAGCUCCAGAAUUGCCCCUCAAGAAUGUGCAGAGACCACGACACACUGCAUUUACAAGGGGUGUUCAUGAAAGAUUUCCCCUGACCCACUUCCUGUGGACUGAGAGCAAUGAAACCAGGCCCAGUUCUGAGUCCCUCUCCUCUUCAUGGAUACCACCUCAGGACACACACUUCUCCCAUCUUUUGAAGCAACUGUAAACACCUUGCUUGUAUAGGUCAACAGGUUGUUGCAAAUCCACUUGGUGACUUCGGAAAUCAAGAGUCUCAUCAUCUGAGAAAUAACUUUCUUGUUGGCAAGAAGUCUGAUAGUGCGAGGUCGGGGUGAAUAAGGUUUUUUUUUGUCAUGUCAGGAGUGACUUGAGAAACUGCAAGUCGCUUCUGGUGUGAGAGAAUUGGCCGUCUGCAAGAACGCUGCCCAGGGGACGCCCGGAUGAUUUGAUGUUUUUAUCAUCCUUGUGGGAGGCUUCUCUCGUCACCGUAUGAGGAGCUGGAGCUGAUAGAGGGAGCUCAUCUGCCUCUCCCCGGAUUCGAACCUGCAACCUGUCGGUCUUCAGUCCUGCUAGCAUAGGGGUUUAACCCACUGUGCCACCAGGGGCUCCAUAAUAAGGGGUGUGUGGUAGAAUGUCACAGCCACCAGAGGAUGUAUCUUCCAUUUGGGCAACAGGUGAGUUGUGAACAGGUGCAUCGUCUUGCAGAAGGUUGACACCUUUGAGGAGCAUGUCACAUUGUAUCUUGGUUUGGAUGGCCUUCUGCCAUUUCCACAGCAGUGAAGCAUAGUAUGCCCCGGUGAUAACGGCACCCUUUGCUAGGAAAUCCAUCAAUCCUAUUCCAUGCUGGUCCCACAAUACUGUGAGCAUGACCUUUCCUGCCAAGAGCUGGGCACGUGCCACCUUUGGAGCCAGUGAGUUAAGAUGCUUCCAUUGUAUUGACUGUACUUGAGUCUCAGGAUCAGAGUGUUGGACCCAGCUUUCAUCCUGUGUGGUCAGUCUAUUGACAAAGUCCUGGUUUCCAUGGCAUAUCAUUGUCAAUAGAACCCGAGAGUAUUUGACUUCUGGGAAGGUGUGAGCAGCUGGCAGACCCAGCAAGCGGAUACCUUAUGCAAGGGAAGAUGGACUUGGGUGAUUUUUUUCCCAUAGACCCCACAUUAAUCUUGACAUUUUGGGCUAAGUGGUGAAUGGUUAUGUGGUGUUUUUCCAAAAUGGCAACUUUCACUUGCAGAUGGUGUGUUUCUCAAUAACAGAAUGGGGUCGCUCUGGAAUUGGAGCUGUUUCCACCAAAGUCCGACCACAUUUAGAUUGACGAUGCCAGUUCUUGACUCCAUCAUAUGAUGGGGAAUCCUCACCAGAAACCUCUUUCUUCUUAUCAAACGUUGUCUUUGGUGUGCAGCCCUCCAAGCAAAGGGAGGACGGCUCUGGAUUCUGCUGGGUCCAUUCUCAAACCUCACACAGCUUCAGCACCUGUCACAUCAAGACCGUUCUCAGUUCUGAGCUGUAAAUUGGCAUGUAACCUAGAGAGACACAUGUGCAGUUUCAGUGUUCUGUGAUAUAUAAAAGUGGGUCAGGGGAAAUCUUUCUUGAAUGUCCCUCGUAAGUCUAAACCCAAAACACAAGCUGUGGUGCUCCUGAGGGUGAGCAAGAUGAAAGACUCCUUUCCUCCGACCUCCUUUGUUUCCCCUCCAAAGGUUCCUUUGCCGUCGGCAAACCCACUUUGCUCCUGACACGCUGUAUAUAAAUAAGUCAUAGAUCUUUUUAGACUUCUUUCCAUACAAAGGUACAGUCCCCAGCAGGAAGGUCUACAACAGAAGAGGCAGGUUACAAAUAAUUUACCUGAAAUGAGAGUAACAUUGGCUUCUAAAGACAAAAGGCGGCGGUCGGUUGAGGAAAAGAAAGAGGUGGGUUCUUUGCUCUUCAGUCUCUGUGUUCCUUUAAAAAAUAAUAAAACCCUUUGGGGGGGGGUGAAGAAAAAUACUGUUAGUAGCAACUAGGAGAAGGAAAGGACAGUCUUUCUCUGCCAAAGCUGGAGUGGAGGGCAAAUGAGUCGUGGACAAUAGAAGCGGUGGUCAGUCUGGAGGCAAGGAAACCUGUGAAUUCGGGCCAAACUAUGGGAGCCAUAGGGCAACCCCAUGUUGAGAAAACAAGUUGCAGUGUAGAAUAAGUCCUAUUGAAGGUACGUACCAUUCAAGGGGCAAGUGGGAAAGAAAUCCCGCAAAUCAUCCUUGUCUGGGAAAGCAGAGGAACCCAAUUUACUUAUUGGAUUGGUGGGAUUGAUGGACGUGUCUCACCUUUCAACAGCGACAAAGUACCACUCUGUUUCUCUUUCCCUGCCCCAGUUUCUGUAGGGCAGGAAUGGGCAACUCUGGCAGGUUAUAGGGCUUGGAAUCUUCCACCAAAAAUGAUUAAAUAAAGAAUUGAAUUCUA